Molecule: messenger RNA, 1807 nt
Organism: Jatropha curcas
Lineage: Eukaryota; Viridiplantae; Streptophyta; Magnoliopsida; Malpighiales; Euphorbiaceae
Source: RefSeq, a predicted model, not a curated record
UCUCUCUCUCUAUUUAUUUUGCAUCAUAGUGUGGGUUACUGCAUCUUAGCCUAUAUUUUCCUUUUUUGUCUAAAUGAAGCUGAUUGAUAUUUCCUCUGUGAAUUAUGAAAAAUGAACUGGGUUUCCUGUUAUUACUCUCUUUUGUGGGUAAUAUGGAUGCAAGGCUCAGUUCUAAAAUCAAUGCUUCAAGAAAUUCAAUACCAUAAAUUAGUUUUCACCAGCAAAUGGAUGCCAAUUUUGUUUUUUUGUUUUUUUCUUUCUGUUUUUAACUUUUCCAAUUUCUGGAAUACUUAUGAGUACUUCCUUCAGCCUCUGGUGGGAGCAUAUAAUGUGUUUUGAUUGGUAAAUUGAAUGCAACCAUUUUUUGCUUUUCAAGUACUUUCUGUAGAAAUGAUUGGUGUUGAAUGUGAAAGUUCUUGAGUUUUGCCUCAAAUUUAUAGAGAUGAUUUCUCUUUAACUUGUUAGUUUCUCUAUAUACACUUGUGUAGACUUGCUUUAACAAUGGUAAUCUUUUUGUGAUGCUGAUAAGUUAUUGGCUGGACCAUAAAUUUUAGUCCCAAAUUUCAUUCCUCUUGCUUUUUGCUAUUCUUUAUUUGUAAUGUGAGAAUUCCUCCCAAUUUAGAGCAGCUUUUGUAGAGAUGUUCAAGGAAAUUACAGUAGUGUUGUUGAUUGUGAUGCUGGCAUGGGCAUAUCAGGCCAUCUAUCCGCCGCCUCCCAAAAUUUGUGGCAGCCCAGGUGGCCCUCCCAUUACAGCUCCCAGAAUAAAGCUGCGGGAUGGUAGGCAUUUGGCCUACAAGGAGCAUGGUGUAUCUAGAGAAACUGCCAAACAUAAGAUCAUAUAUGUUCAUGGCUUUGGCUCCACUAAAGAUGAUGCUGCUAUCAUAUCAAACCUCUCUCGGGAAGUCAUUGAGGAGCUAGGCGUGUAUGUCGUGUCGUUUGACCGGCCAGGUUAUGGAGAAAGUGAUCCAGAUUCAAAGCGAACUCCAAAGAGUUUGCCUCUUGAUAUAGAGGAGCUUGCUGAUCAUUUAGGUCUGGGAUCAAAAUUCUAUGUAAUUGGAUUUUCCAUGGGAGGCCAGGUUGUUUGGGGCUGCCUCAAGUACAUUCCUCAUAGACUAGCAGGAGCCACACUGCUUGCUCCGGUUGUCAACUACUGGUGGCCUGGCUUUCCUGGCAACUUGUCUAAAAAAGCCUACUACGAACAGCUGCUACAAGACCAAUGGACAUUACGCGUUGCUCACUAUACUCCAUGUCUAACGUACUGGUGGAAUACACAGAAAUGGUUUCCUGCAUCAGCUGUUGCAGCUGGAAAGCCUGAAGUUUUCUCUCCACAGGAUCACCAACUCCUUCCUAUGUUUCUCGGGAAUCAAAAGUCCAAGCCACAGAUAACACAGCAAGGAGAAUUUGAAAGCUUACAUCGUGACUUAAUGGUUGGAUUUGGGAAAUGGGAAUUUGAUCCAAUGGAUCUUGAAAAUCCUUUUCCUAAAAAUGAAGGCUCGGUUCAUCUAUGGCAUGGAGAUGAAGACAGGAUGGUGCCAGCUAGCUUACAGCGUUAUAUUGCCCAAAAACUUUCAUGGAUUCACUACCAUGAGAUCCCUGGUUCAGGACACAUGUUCCCUUAUAUUCCUGAGUCGAGUGAAGCUAUUUUGAAAACUCUUUUACUGGGCGAAAAGUAGUGAAGUGGCCUUGUUCUUGGUUUUAGUACUCUUGUACCUUAAUUUAUGUUGAACAAGUUAUUGAGACUCUUUGCAAGGGAACUUAGUUUUGAUGCUAAUUUUAAACUAAUAUGAUUUUUGUGUUUCGCAAGUUU